CUCAACCAAAGAGGUCCAACGCAACCCUCCACAACGAACGCCCUUCUAGAUUCCCAACCCAACUCAAGCUCGAACUCGGCCACACACUCACACCUACAGCUACUUCCCCCGCUCGGAAUACGCAACCCGCAUACUUGGAACAAUCUAGGCGGGGUCAUAUGGUAAGCUAAUGAGCGAACUGGACAAACGAGGCUUGGGGAAGGGGAAAAAAGAAAAAGUUGCAUUGGCACACACACACACAUAUACACAUAUCCGCACCGGACAGAGGCUCCUCCUUAUCCUUAUUUCUCUCAUCCUCCUGAUACGACACCCGCAAGGAAGAAAAGCCAUUCGACAUGUAUAUGUAUAUGUAGAUGUAUGUAUGUACCUCGCCUUGACCGGCACUCCCCUCAAUUUCAACAUUGGUUCCUGUCGUGGUCUGCGUUCCGCAGUUACAGGGGGUGUGGCGUGCACCGGAACCUUUUCCCCGGCAUUCCUUUUUACUUUUUUCCCCUUUCAUGUAGGUACUUUAGGCGACUAUUGUGGUUUUUACUUGUAUCAGUACCGUCUCUUACUACCACUCGAACGUCUUCGUAUUUACGUAGUGUACCUAGGUAGGUACAGUACCAGAUCUGGGUCGAGUCGGAGCUGGAAGGAAGCGGGGGAGAGCUGUGUAACGUCUGUAGAGGAAAAAAGGGUUACAAAGAUUUUGGCCCCAUCGCUGAGAAAGAACUGAGUGAGCUGGGUUGCUUUACUUUGUUGCGGGGAUUGAGUGCUGUGAGUAGCAUGUGUAGGGUCAAGAUUGAAACAUUGGCGAAAAGGAGAGCGAGAGCCAUCACCAACUUCCCCCUCAAGGGGAUUGCCUGCCCAGUUGCCGUAACCGGGAACCAUGGAUGUUUUGCUUCGUCUCGUGUCCGAAAAAUUUAACGAGCACUCGAUAGGUGGGCAGUCUAGGAUUUCGAAAUGUGGCCGCCCCAUCACUAGUCGGUAGAUGACAUUCUCGCCUCUACCGGGGCCAGGCUGUUUGGACC
Molecule: messenger RNA, 1010 nt
Organism: Lasiosphaeria miniovina
Lineage: Eukaryota; Fungi; Ascomycota; Sordariomycetes; Sordariales; Lasiosphaeriaceae
Exons: 1
Coding region: 170-715 (181 amino acids)
Source: RefSeq, a predicted model, not a curated record